AUGAAGGAAAUGUCCUGCUUCUGCUUGGCUUUUUCUUCCUUGUUGGAACAGAUGGUGAAGGCUUACAAAUACGUGACUGGUAUUUUUUUAGUGACUCAUAGCUCAGAGCCACAGGUUUCAGAUGGUGUUAAGAAGCUCACCAGGAUGGAUGUAAGCAUGCUUGAGGAGCAGUAUGACCAUAUAAAACAGAAGCAAAAACUGCAACCACACAUUAUUGUAUAUAAAACAGGUGGACGUGAAUCUGCUCUGCCAGAAUCAAUGAUCAACCCUGUUCUAAUUAACAAGAAAGUUAAAAGGUCAAAGUCAUGCAGAGGAGACGUCCCUGUCAGAAAGGUCCCACUGGAGACAACCAAGGGUGGCGACUCAGAAGAGGAUUUGCUGUGGCGCGUCCACCUGGGCAGGCACCGCCUGGGGCAGGCCCUGGGACAAGGAGAUUCCUGGGAUCUCUCCCACUGCCACAGCACACCAUGGGGUUUUGACAACCAGAGACUGAUUUCAAAGGGAAAUGGCACACUGCAGACCGAGGAAUCAGCAGGAGCAAGUGAACUGGCUGAGCUCAGGCAGCUGGGAAGCUCAAGUGCACUGAACAGUCUCAGCAGAGAGAACGGCUGCAACAUUUCAAGCUCCUGCCAAAAGCCUCCUCUGAAAUCACCCACUGCAGCACUUUGGGCACAUCAGCACAUUUCUGUUACAAAAUGCAUGCCAGCCUGCAACAAACUGAACUUUUACCCUUUCCCAAAUAGGAAAGGGCCCAGAAUUUCUGAAGCUGCAAGGAGGCUUGGGUUGUAUGUCUCACAAUGAGGACAUUCAGUAAUACCUAAAACUUAGUCAAAAAGUUGACUAAAACAUAAAAUAGCAAAGUAGCCUUCUAGUUACACAGAGCAGCCUGCUGAGGGUUUACUGCUGUUAUUAGCCACAGAAGAUUCUGACUACAUAAUCUUUAAUAUCUUUAUAAUUUUUAACACAUUAUUUCAUCAUUCACUUUCAAGAUAUUCAAGAUAAUUUCUGAUGUAUUUUUAAAAUCAAUUAAUAAAACCUCUACUCAUGU
Messenger RNA from Melospiza georgiana, 1048 nucleotides. RefSeq names its product chromosome 1 C9orf152 homolog (gene C1H9orf152). The transcript is spliced from 2 exons. Lineage: Eukaryota; Metazoa; Chordata; Aves; Passeriformes; Passerellidae. The record is from RefSeq and is a predicted model, not a curated record. The coding region runs from base 1 to 801 and encodes 266 amino acids.